AAAAAAAACACUCUCUUCUAACAACUCUCCAUUUUCCAUUUUCAAAGAAUCUUUGAAAAAGAAAGGAAAGAAAUCUGCAUUUCCAAUUCUCCCAAGGCCAAUGGCGUCAAUUUCUCUGUUCCGGCACCGAUCGCCAACUGCCUUCAGUAACCUCCUCCGCUUCAUCUCCCCCUAUCACAAUCGCAGCCACUUCUCUGUCAUCGCUUCCAAACACCAAAAUCCCAACAACGUCUCCAGAAAACCCCAACCGGACAAGAAUAUCCUCCGUACCAAACACUUCUUCAAGUACUCCUCCCUAGCUCCGGUUCUCUCCCCACACGACAAGCCCUCCCUCGCCGACUCACAAGCAAUCGGCACCGUUGCGGCUGCCCAGGCCAACUUCAUGCGCGUCAUUGUUCAGGAGGGACAGGAACUUCAAGGACCUUCUGGAACCUCCACAUCAUCGAGAAUCGGAGUUGAGCUGUUGUGCGUGGUUAAGGCUGUGCUCAAAAAGAUAAAGAGGCGGGUGCUGGUUGGGGACAGGGUGUUGGUUAGCUCAAUUGAUUGGGUGGACCGCAGGGGCAUGAUUGAGAAUGUGUUCCAGAGGAGUACAGAGAUCCUCGACCCUCCGGUGGCGAAUGUCGAUCAUUUGCUGGUGCUUUUUUCCAUGGAGCAGCCAAAGUUGGAGCCCUUCGCACUCACAAAGUUCUUGGUCGACGCUGAGUCCACUGGCAUCCCCCUCACACUUGCGUUGAACAAAUCGGAGCUGGUCGAUGAGGAGACCCUUGUUUCAUGGAAGUCUAGGUUGUGUAGUUGGGGCUAUGAACCCCUUUUCUGCAGUGUUGAAACAAAAUAUGGGCUUGAUUCUGUUGCAUUUUAUUUGAGCGAUCAAACCACCUGAUUGUGUCCAAGUGGAGUGGGGAAGUCUAGCUUAAUUAAUGCUUGAGGAUGAGCAUCGCACUCUGGUGCUGCAGAAGAAGAUAACUGGUUUGAACCUAUUUUGGGAAGCAAAUGGUUUGAGGAACAGCGAGUUGGGGAAGUUUCGACGAGGAGUGGGAGAGGGAAGCAUACUACUCGCAAUGUUUGUUUGUUACCAUUAUCUGGAGGGGGUUAUCUUGCUGACACUCCUGGGUUUAACCAGCCUUCUUUGUUGAAAGUGACCAAACAAUCUCUUGCCCGAGCCUUUCCUGAGAUACAGAAAAUGCUCAAAGCCCGUGAGCCUGCCAAAUGUGCAUUCAAUGAUUGCUUGCAUGUUGGUGAACCAGGCUGCAUCGUGAAAGGGGAUUGGGAAAGAUAUCCUUACUAUUUCCAACUUCUGGAUGAGAUCAGAAUCAGAGAGGAGUUUGAGUUGAGAACGUUUGGAACCAAAAAAGAAGGUGAUGUAAGGUACAAAAUGGGAGACAUGGGUGUGCAGCAAGCUGAGCCCAGGCUGGAGCCUAAGAAGCAUAGGAGACAAUCACGCAAGAGGAUCAACCAAUCGAUUCUAGAUGAGUUAGAUGAGCUUGACGACGACGAUGAUUUGGACUUGGAAAAUGAUCCUAUUCUGAGGGCAAUUAGGAAUGAAGACCAGAAAUAGCAACACCAACUUGUGUGAUCGCAUCCAAUGUAAAUAAAAUACACUCUGCUUCUCUCUCUCAUUUUUUUUCUUUUCCGGAAAAUAGAAUCUCUUUUUGCAAUGGUAUAUUUUGAAAAGUUAAAUCGGAUUACAAGAAAUGCAAUUCACAUUUGUUUCAAGUUAGGGUUUGUACAAAUGAAAAGUACUUGUUGUGUUUCAAGUA
Messenger RNA from Carica papaya (papaya), 1757 nucleotides. RefSeq names its product Minichromosome maintenance (MCM2/3/5) family protein. Lineage: Eukaryota; Viridiplantae; Streptophyta; Magnoliopsida; Brassicales; Caricaceae. Gene Ontology annotation, molecular function: GTPase activity; GTP binding. The record is from RefSeq and is a predicted model, not a curated record.